ACUACUCCUGUAUAUACCAAUGCUACUACUACUUUGUCUAGUCCUCAUCCUACUACUACCAUUCCUCCUCUUACCACUACUCCUACUACUCCUACUACUCCUACUACCCCUACUACCCCUACUACCCCUACUACCCCUACUACCCCUACUUCUACUACUUCUACUACUACUACUAUUACUACCACUACUUCUACUACAACUAUUACAACUACUGCGACUACCCCCCCUCCUCUGGUUUGUGAAAACGGAGGUCGACCUCAGAACGGCGGCUGUAUGUGUCCCGAUAACUGGACUGGAAAGAACUGCUCAGUAGAGAAUUUCUGCAAAGCCCAGGAGAUGAGUCCGUUCACCUUCCCACGAACACCCAUCGGCUGGUUCGCUUAUUCUGAGGAAAUCUGUCCACCAGGAACGAGUGGCGCGGGUAAACCCCGGGCUUCGACCAGGUGCUCCAAUAGGAACAUAGCCCCAAGUUUCCUGGAGGUGCGCAUCCUCCAGUGUGGACUGACUCUCAACGACAUCCAACAAAAUCUGACCAGCUUGGCAGAUUUAGAGGCGCUGGCGGCGAGCGCUCAGAUGUUGACGUCCCAACCUCAAGAUCUGACAACUGAAGAAGUGACGACGGCCGCUCAGAUCGCCGACACGCUGCUGAUGUCUGUGAACGUUUCACAGAGCGUGAGGGAGUCAGCGAUAGCGACUGUCAGCCACAUUCUGAACGCCAGAAUGUCAGACAACAACCAGGAAAACAACGCUACUCUCAGCCUGACACGGACCCUGUCCAGCCUGUCGGUGAACAUGAGUAUGAUCUCAGAUCAGCUUGAUUCUAAGUUGGUUCAGCCAAACAUUGCGGUCCAGUCGGCUCAGAUCUCAGCGCCGGACACUCUGGGAGUACAGUUCACCGCGCUGUCAGGUGACUAUCGUCAGCCAAUCAGCAGCCUCUCAGGGUCUGCUCCUUCAGGUCAAAGUCCAGAAAGGUUUUCACAUUUUAAUAAUACUGAUAUUUAUCUUCUUGUUCAUUAUUGUCUCUCCAGGCUGAGUGUCUGUAAUCUGUCAGAGAGAAGCUGUGAAGCUCUGUCCUCAGUUCUCAGCUCCCAGUCCUCCAUUCUGAGAGAGCUGGACCUGUGUAACAACAACCUGCAGAAUUCAGGAGGGAAGCUGAUCUCGGAUGGACUGAAGAGUCCAAUCUGUAAACUGGAGACUCUCAGGCUGAGUGGCUGUAACCUGUCAAAGAAAAGCUGUGAAGCUCUGUCCUCAGUUCUCAGCUCCCAGUCCUCUAGUCUGAGAGAGCUGGACCUGAGUUACAAUAACCUGAAGGAUUCAGGAGGGAAGCUGAUCUCUGAUGGACUGAAGAGUCCACACUGCACACUGGAGAUUCUCAGGUGGGGGGACAGCUUUAAUUUUUUUCAUAUUCACUACCGGUCAAAAAUGUUUCUCCACCCGGUUGUGUCGCAGUGA
Molecule: messenger RNA, 1452 nt
Organism: Etheostoma cragini (Arkansas darter)
Lineage: Eukaryota; Metazoa; Chordata; Actinopteri; Perciformes; Percidae
Product: adhesion G-protein coupled receptor G7-like
Exons: 10
Coding region: 274-1452 (392 amino acids)
Molecular function (GO): protein binding
Source: RefSeq, a predicted model, not a curated record